Molecule: messenger RNA, 558 nt
Organism: Letharia lupina
Lineage: Eukaryota; Fungi; Ascomycota; Lecanoromycetes; Lecanorales; Parmeliaceae
Exons: 1
Coding region: 1-558 (185 amino acids)
Source: RefSeq, a predicted model, not a curated record
AUGGCUCUCAACCCUUCAAUAGGACCUGACCACCCAUACUCCGAGGACCUGUUCGACCCUUAUCGAGUACUAGAGAUGAUCGUCUCAUUUAAGAUAGCCAGUAAGAUACAUGACGGAACGGCCUCGUCUUUCCUAAACGCAAUGGCCAACUUGGGCGACGAUCCCAACAUGAAGUCCACCAACGCCGUCCUCAGCUCAUUCGGCGAUCUCAACCACACGGAACAGGACAAAGUCAUGGAGAGUCCCAAGGUAAUGUCUCGAGCAUGUAAAUCACUCGAGGGGUUGGAAACAGACGCUAAGAUUGAUCAGUACUGGAAUUCGCUUGCGGAGUGGGGCACGGAAGAAGACCGCGAGGAAAUGUCUCGCAGGAACGUGGACAGACUCAAGGAAGAUCUGGAAGAUACGACUGAAGGUGUCAGCACCAGAAAGUCCGCAGCGGUCAAGGCUGAAGCGGCUCGGUUGCUUGCUACGAUUCCCAAAGAAGGUAAGCUGUUCGAAUGGACGAGGGCAAUGGUCUGCAAAGAGGAUUCAGGGGAUGGUUCUGCAGCUGGCAAAUGA